CGAGCCCGGGACGCGGCCGCUGCGAGCGGGGCCCGGCCAGGCGGCGGCGGCGGCUGCGGCAGGACCGUGCGGCCGCCGCCAUGUCGCGCUGCGGAGAGGAGGUCGUAAGUGAGGAGAGUGAGGAGGAAAGCAAUGGUGUCAACUUGAUGGAGUUCUCAGAUGAGAUCCUUCUGCACAUCCUCAGCUAUGUCCCUUGCACAGACCUGGUCCUCAAUGUCAGGAGAACCUGCAGGAAACUUGCAACACUUUGCCUUGACAAGAGUCUAACACAUACAGUCCUGCUUCAGAAGGAUUAUAAGGUGAACAAAGACAAAGUGAAGCAGCUGAUGAGGGACAUUGGAAGGGAGAUCUACCAGCUGAACAUGGCCGGGUGCUACUGGCUGCCCAGCUCCACCAUCGACCACGUAACAUGGUGCAAGAACCUGGUGAAGCUGAAUCUGUCGGGGUGCCACGUCACCUCGCUGCGGCUCUCCAAGAUGCUCUCCUCGCUGCAGCACCUGCGCUCCCUGGCCAUCGACGUGAACCCGGGCUUUGAUGCCAGCCAGCUGAGCAGUGAGUGCAAAGCCACCCUCAGCCGCGUCUCAGAGCUGAAGCAAACCCUCUACACACCCUCCUACGGGGUGGUGCCGUGCUGCACCAGCCUUGAGAAACUGCUGCUCUACUUUGAGAUCCUCGAUCGCUCGCGGGAGGGGUUCAUGCUCUCUGGGCAGCUGAUGGUGGGCGAGAGCAACGUGCCCCAUUACCAGAACCUGCGCAUCUUCUACGCCAGGCUGGCUCCUGGCUAUGUCAAUCAGGAGGUGGUGAGGCUGUACUUGGCAGUGCUGAGUGAUCGGACGCCUGAGAACCUCCACGCCUUCCUCAUCUCUGCCCCCGGCAGCUUUGCAGAGACGGGAGCCACCAAAAACCUCCUGGACUCCAUGGCCCGAAAUGUUCGUCUGGAUGCUUUACAACUGCCCAAAGCCUGGAUUAACGGCUCUGGGCUCCUGCAACACUUGAAGUUCAACAACCCUUUCUACUUCAGCUUUAGCCGAUGCACCUUAUCUGGUGGGCACCUGAUCCAGAGGGUCAUUAAUGGUGGGAAGGAUCUUAAAAGCCUGACCAGUUUGAACCUCAGUGGCUGCGUUCACUGCCUGGCCCCGGAGUCCUUGUUUCGGAAAGCAGAAGAUGACAUCGACAGCAGCAUUUUGGAAAGCCUGGUAGUGUCUUGCUGCAACCUGAGACACCUGAACCUCUCUGCAGCUCACCAUCACAGCUCUGAAAGCAUAGGGAACCACCUGUGCCAGCUCCUGUCCAGGCUAAAGCACCUGCUCUCAUUAGCACUACCAGUUUGCUCCAUCACAGAUGUUGGUGCAAGCGUGGAGAAGCCUCCCAGCACACCUAACUUAGUGCCCCAAACAUUUGGAAGGAAAGUUCGGAUUGGGGUACAGACAUAUCCAAGGAACUUGGGGGACCAGACAAAUCAGAAGAUCGAGUCCUCAGUGUUUUGGGCUCUGAUGGGAAGCCUCAGAUUUUUGGAAACCUUGGAGAUAAUUGGGUCCAGUUUCUCCUCUGCCAUGCCCCGCAACGAGCCAGCAAUUCGGAACUCGUUGCCUCCCUGUGUCCGGGCACAGAGCGUGGGGGAUUCAGAGGUGGCUGCCAUUAGCCAAUUGACUUACCUGCAGAGCCUCACCUUAGCACAGCUGCCAAACAUUCUCACGGGUUCUGGGCUCGUCAACAUCGGGCUGCAGUGCCAGCACCUGCGGACUCUUUCCUUGGCCAACCUGGGCAUGAUGGGCAAGGUGGUCUAUAUGUCUGCUCUCAUGGACAUGCUGAAACACUGCAAGUGUUUGAGAGAUCUCAGGCUGGAACAGCCCUACUUCUGUGCGGGCGCCCAGUUCUUCCAGGCACUGAGUCACUGCUCCUCUCUCCAGCGCCUUUGCAUCGUCUCCCGGAGCGGGACUCUGCAGUCUGACGCAGUGAUGUCAUUCAUGGCCAGCUGCCUUGAGGUCAUCAUGUGCCACAUGUUUAUGGGAGAGUCUCUUACCGUUUGCAAAAAUCUCCAGCAGUCCAUUGUCCGGAGGACAAUUUCACUGUCCUGGGGAUCCAAACUCAGAGGAAGAGAAACACAAACCUACCCAGCCUUAUGCCUGUGUCAGUUUCCAGGCAGAGCGCCCUGCAUUAAACGUCGUCAUUUUCCCUCUGCUUCACGAGGACUUGACAGAGGUCAUCAGAGAUGUCCCCAUGAGGCACUUGGAUGAAAUUACCUUGUUUAAAAGCAGAGUGGCUGAGGAACCUCCCAAUUUGUGGUGGUGACUGCCACAGCAUGGAAAGGACAAGUCAGUGUGAACCCAUGGAGCAGCUUCUUGUUGGCCUGGAUUUCCCAUCCUUGACUCCUGGCCACCUCACUGGAUGCUGUACAAUCACUUCAACCAGGUGCAACUGCAAAAUAAAAAAAGCUGGUUCUUUACAGUGGGGAAACAUCUAUUGGAUAUUGCUUGCAUCUGAAAAUCCUGUCUCAAAGGCUUGUGGAAUCUGAUGAGUAUUUCCUUGCGGUUAAUAUGAAUUGUUUUUGUUAUUUUACUGAAGUUAAAGGUAAGAGAAACUGACUUAACAAUGCUCUUUCCCCUGUGUCCCCUGGUGUCUGUCCCAAGGGCCCCUGUGUACGUUGGCAGUGUGCUUUGUGGUUUUGGUGGAAAUCAUUCUUUGCUUCAGUCUGUUUUUGGCAAACUAGAAAGCCUAGGCCAGCUCAGAGGCACAAAAAUGUGUUGCUCAAUUGAAGUGCAUCACAUCUUUUCUGUGUUACAAAUAGGCAUUUGUAGUCACACACGUGCAGUCACAGAUAUUUAAAGAUUUGGGGUUUUUUUUUGACUGAGAAGUACCACAAGGACUCUUUAUUUUUUAAUAACAAAUUAAGGUCAUUAACGCCUUGACCAUGGUGUGUUCCUGCUGGUGCUGUUUCCAUUGGUCUGGUGGAAGAAGUUCUCAGCUCUUCUGGAAAUCCUUGUCCUAGGGUAGAUGGUGCCUACAGUGAAUAAGUUGAGGCUCAGAUCUGAUUUAUAUGCAGUCUGUCUUGCAGUGUAGAUGGGAAUGUAGUGUUCCAGUUCUGUCCUUAUAUCCCAUGCCUUGGGCUCAUGCUAAUUUUAGAGAUGUUAUGAAGUAUUUUCACGGUGUGAUUUCAGUCAGCUUCUCUGCUCCACAGAACUUCCUCAGGCAUCAGUAGUGGUCUGGAUCACUUUCAUAUUGCCUUAUUUACUGAGCACUUUUAAAAGCAUCAGACAGCUGUACCAAAAGCCAAGUUACAAAUUCCUGGAGCUACAAGUCUGGGUGGCAGAAUUUUCCUUGGUAGCAUCCCAGGUCUGUCUUCUGCAAAGCAGCUGCUGACCAGAGCUGUCUGACUUCACCCAAAUCCCGAAUGUGUUGAGCUCUGCUCUUCUGGGGAGGCCCAGAGUCGUCCAAAGAUGAUGUGCCCAUCUCCUUGUCAGCAUUUCCUACUCAAGAUGCCCUCUCCCAAAUGCUCUUCUGCCCUCAGUGUCCAGAGGGAGCCUGGUCUGAUGGGAUAGAUUUGAGAACAAAAUGCAUCUCCCAGCCUUGGAGGACUUUCUGUCCUUGCUUUCCAAUCAGCCACGUGUGAGCCUGCCUGGAAUUGUGUCCCACAGGUGUAAAUCUUGAGCCAGGCUGUGACAACCUUUGUGCUCAGAGAGGUUACAGUAAAGAGCAGGUGAGUGUCAGGCUCUGCUAGCACAGGUCUGUGCUUUGCUGAGACCAACCCUGGUGGUUUGCUGUCUUUCCUGAGGCUCUCAUCCUUCCCCUCUGAGGACAGGGAGCCAGCACAGCCUCUGGAGUGCAGCUGGCAGCAGGAAUGUGAGGCCAGCUCCCCUGGGAAUGCUGCAGCCGAGCUGGGAGUGCUCAGGUUGGAGGCUCUGCCUCAGCUUCACCUCCAUGCAGCUGAGUGUGAGGAGCUGCUGCCCUGCUUCUGCCACUGUUCUCCCUCCCACUCUCCCCCCUGAGGUCGUUCUUUCUACCUCUUCACAUUACUCACCUGUUUGAAUCCCCUUUUUCUCCCUCUCUUCAGCACAUCAGAUGUGCUUUUUGGCAGGAGCACGAGCUGCUGCUCUGCCCAGCUCAGGCCACUUCAGCUCUGCCUGGUUUCUGUCCGUGUUUUUUUCCUGGGAUAACUAGCAGGACUGGGCAGAGGCUGUUUGCAAAGCUGCUUUCUCCUCCUUGUUGGAAGCACUGGCAGAGUUGCUUUGUCCUGCUUGUGCCGCUGGCCUCAGGGCAGAGGGAAGGUGGAGGGUGUGGCAGGAGCUCUCUGGUGCCUUAGGGAACCUGUUCAGUCCUGUGAAGGAAUCCUGAUGUUUGGUUGAGUGAGGCCAUCCCCAGCCUCAGCGGGGAUUUCCCCUGCACAAACAGCUGUGGUGGCAUCAGCAGGGGCCUGGCAGUGCUGCCAGCUCACCUCUUCCUGUUCCUCUGGAAAAGCUGGGCUGGGGGACAGUGCUGUGCAGAAAGCAGCUGCUGCUCGAUUCUGGGGGGAAACCUCUGCUCCUGGGCUUGCAAUCACCUGAUGGAACGUGCUGUGCACUUGGCUUGGCACAUCCAUAUCCACCUGCCUGCUGUGCUGCUGGAUGGGAGCAGCAGCCAGGGAUGUCUGAUAGUGCUGUUGUUCUCUUGCCAGGGCUAUGAUGUUUGGGCAUCUGUACUCGUGCAAGUGGGUCACAAGUCCUGAUGAUGCUGCCAGUUAUAAGCAGGGCUAGGAAAGGUCACCCACAGGUGAUGAAGGUAGCAUCCCAAAUAGUAAUAAAGAGCUAAAAUCUCCUUCUACCCCCAGCUCCCCAACUCCGGGCCAGUGCUUGAUAUCUCUACUACAAAUCCUCUUACGGAGAGUGAGAAUUUCCGCUGCUUUUGCACUCCAGGCAGGAUUCACCAGAUGUUAAUAAUGUGCUUAUUUUCUCUAAGUGCUAUUUUGGCAUCGGUGUUAAUUACAAUUUAUAUUCUGCAACAUUUACACUGGGAAAAGAACCCACCCUAAUAGUACCCAAUUGGCAGAGCUGGGCUAUUAAACACAGCUCCAUAUGUUCUGAGCAGAGCAGUGCCUGGGACUCAGAGCCCACUCAGCACUCAGGCAGGCAGCUGCAGGGGAAGAGAGGGGAGCAGAGAGAGGGCUUUUCUGCUCCUGGAUUUUAUUUAAUAUGAAAUCCCCCCCUGCUUUUCUCUGUCCCCAUCUCUCCAGAAAUCUCCCUCCUGCUAUCUUAAGGAGGUGAUCUCUGAGCCUGCUGAUGCUGCUGUCCAUAGGCUGAAACAAAUGAAUUCAAUUCCAGAAGGUGCCCUUCUCACAGGGAGUGCCUCUGCAGGAUCCCAGUCCCUGGUGGCUUUUCCUUGCUGCUUUCCAAAGCAGACCUCCACUCUUUGGGCACUGCAGCAGAAAUCUUUGCUUUGACCACCCCCAAAGUGUCCAUGGUUCUGUGGGAGAAGGAUGUUCUGGGGCAGUUCUGUUCUUGUGGAAAGCUCGGUGUAGAUUGCUGCUCUGCUCAUGUCCAAAGUCUUGUUUGGCAAAGUGGCAUUUGGUUCCUGAAACUGGCAGGGUCUGGAGUGACCCUGGUGUGGGGAAUUCAGAGGGGCUAAGUCAUUCUGUGGGUUUUUUGGGAGUGUAGGUUAAAGGAUUGCUUCCUCAGCUGUUUGCAAAGCUGAUUUCAUGGUCUCUUUAGGAAAUGGUAGUGUAUGCACUGCUCUGUUAGGAGAAGGGGCUGUGUGGUGACAGCCUCUCCCUUCAUGAGAGCUCUGACUGUGGUCACUGCUCUGUCAGGGAGAAGAUGGGAGUGCGAGGAGGCAGGGCAGGAUGGAGUCAUGGAUCUCCCUCUGGAAGCCAGACACACAUCCUGAGCUUGGGCUGUUUGCUCACCUGUGGAAGGACAGGAGGCUCCCCAGGUGCUGAACCCUCCCCUCCAGGUGAGGUGUUGCUCACAGGGUAGCAGAGGGCAGGCCUGGGGCUGGGGUGCACAGAGCCACAGCCCCCCUCACUGGGGCUGAGUUCCCAUCACUGCCUCCUCCUCUGCAGGACCUGUCCCCUCACAGGGAUGUUCAGAACUGUGGGACAAUGGGCAGGUGUGUGGGACCAUCCCUGUGAGGUGCUGGGUAGUGCUGGUUUAGGAUAGGGCUGUAGAAAUUUGGGGCUUUCCCCCUGGUGGAGUGAACCAGUGCAGAAGGGUUGUUUCACCUGUCUAAGGGGGAUGCAAUUUCCUCUUGGCUGGUCUCAGCAGAGUGUCCAAAGCUGGGAGAGCAGUGCAGGAGCUGUGCUGGGUGCUGCAGAGCCCAAUCUCCUUCCACUGCAGCUCUCCUGCCUCUUUGAGAUGCACAGGCAGCCAGGGUACUCCAGCAGGAGAAUCAUUUCCAUAGAAACCAAUUGGGAUGUUGUACAGGGAAUAAUGAUUAAUAGUGAAGGGAUGUUGCCUCAGGCCCUUUUCAUUUUUUAGGGGGCAGUGAGGGACAAACUGGGGCACAGGUAGGGGGACAGGGAGACUUGAAAACUAAUGGAAACCAUCUCUUCCAUUAAUUUCCAGGGCAGCUUCCCCUCUUCUCCUCCUACCCAGCCCCCCACUGCUGCUCCCAGCUUUCGUCAAAUUUUCAAAAUGGCUAACCUGGUUAGAAAUAAUCAUAAUAAUAAAAAAGGAUGGAUGAGGUCUGACUACUAACAUUGUUGCUGUUAGCAGCAGGAUUUCAGCCAUAAAACAUGAAGCAAGGGAGGCAUUGACCUUUCCGCUGUUUGAAAUGAAUGGAGACAUCAAUAUCUAUUGUUUUGUGGCAUUGACCUCUGACGCUCUCAGCUCGCCCUCCCCUUUCUUUUUUUUUAAUUUCCCCCUGACACUGGAGGAAAGGGGUCAGUCUGUACCAUCUAUUGAUCCCCAUCUUACUUGGUGAUAGGGAAAUAAUUAGAAUUUUAAAGAUCUCUGCUGCACGCUGGUGAAAUACACACACAGAGGCACAGGCUAAGCCCCCGCUUGCCAUGUUGUGUUCUCCCCCCUUCCUUGCAGAGAUCCAAAGCUCUGAGAUCUGAAGGAAGGCAGAUCAAUAUAGGUUUAAUCAUGAUGGGGGUUUUAUUUCAGUUUUUUAAAUAGUAAAGUGUAACAUUUUAUGUUAAUGUUGUCGGAGCCUGGCUGCCUGGUGCCUUGUUUUAUUUAUUCUUUUAAGUAGCCCCUUCUUUUGUGAACUUCAUCUAUGUACAGAGAAUGUGAAAUCAGGCAUUGCUAAUUAGCUGUAUGACAAUUAAGUAAUGUAGCACAAAACCAUUAGGACACUGGAUUUGUUUUUGAAGUUUGUCCUUUGAAGUGGAAGCUGCAACUCCCUGCCCAAGGCUGCUGGGGAAAAUGUUUUUCUAUCAAAACUUUCUUUGAAAAUAAAAUGUCAGUGUAAGAGUCCCUAUUUCUGUCAUCUCUCCCUCUAAACAGCGGGUGGAAAUUGUUUCUCCUUGUAAAAACUGCUGGCAUUGAUAGAAAGGGGAAUUCAGGAAAGCAUUAAAUGGGCAGUUGGUCUCCAAACACCCUCAGUUCUGGUAGAGAUAUUACCAAAAAUUCUUCUUUAGCUCCUUGAAAGGGAACGGUGCCACGCUAGGAGAGAAGACCCAGCUCCCAGCUCUGGAGAUGGCAAAGGGAGGUGGUCCUAAAACUGGGGGUUCAUCUCUGACACCCCAGGUGCCACCAGGGUGAGAGCCUGGUCACAGAUCCCUGCAGGCUCCUGGGCUCGGGCUCCUCCAUCGCGCGCUCGUUUGACACUUGUGUUUGCAUCUGGCCCUUUGUCCUCGUGGUGAGUCCAGUUCUGAAUGUGCAACUUUCAUGUACGCUGGUGGCAUGUAAAACUUCAAAUAAAGAGUGGAACAUUUGGAACCA
Agelaius phoeniceus (red-winged blackbird) is the source of this 7856-nucleotide messenger RNA. The record is from RefSeq and is a predicted model, not a curated record. Lineage: Eukaryota; Metazoa; Chordata; Aves; Passeriformes; Icteridae.